CCCAAUCCGUUCCCUUCCGAUCCUCUUUUUUCUCCGUCCAUACAAAAACACAAUCAUGAACACUCCAGUCAUACAUAUAUUAUUGUUUCUCUUCGUAGCUGCCACCGCAACGGCAGCCGCUACACCAACCAAACGCGCAAACUACCUUUUCACACCGCACGCAAAAGCAGUCGCGGGAAUAUGCACUGUAAUCCAAACAAACACAAGUCUAUGCUGCAAAACCCUUAAACACGUUCCUACCAAUGAUCCCAUUGAAUUGAUCCGAGCGUUAGCGGUUGCGGCUGAAUCUUCCGUGAAAAAUAGUGUGGCUUUUCUCUCAGAAAUCAAACCAAAACAUACAUCAAACGCAACCGCAGCUGCAGCGAUCAUCAGCUGCGGGAAAAACUUGAAAUACGCAUUGGAAGAUUUCAUCGAGUUUUGGAAAGCUACGGGGAAAGAUGUAAAGACGUUGGCUCAUAACUAUUUCACGUGUAAGAGGACGCUAAUGUCGAUUAUGGGGUACCAUUGGACUUGUUUUGAUGAUAUUGAAGAUAAGAGUUUGUUGAAGGAAAUGGAGAUUGGGAUUGGAGUUGGGAAGAAUCUAAGCAGUGAUUCGUACGAUGUGUUCAAUGGUUUAAAUACUAUUUUUAAGACUUUUGGUAUUAAGGUGAAGCUGAACGAGGAAGACACUUCGCCCCGACCGCCACCAUUGUCGGCUUAUUACUACUGAUUAAAGGAUGGAGAUGUAAUUAUUAAUUAAUGUCGUGUAAUGCCUAAAACGAUCACUAAUGGAAUCAUAUAUAGAUGGUUCUGUCAUGUAUGAUUGUAUGUUAUAGGUUCUAUACAUGUAUGGACGGAUUUCGAGGAAAGGAUAUAU
This is a messenger RNA of Brassica oleracea var. oleracea, 856 nucleotides long. Its product is annotated as probable pectinesterase/pectinesterase inhibitor. Gene Ontology annotation, molecular function: enzyme inhibitor activity. The transcript has a single exon. The record is from RefSeq and is a predicted model, not a curated record. The coding region runs from base 56 to 709 and encodes 217 amino acids. NCBI's taxonomy places the organism in Eukaryota, Viridiplantae, Streptophyta, Magnoliopsida, Brassicales, Brassicaceae.